AUGGAAUUGGAUACGGAGUAUAAUUCUGCGAGCUCAGAGGAAGAACCUAUUCUGCACGCUUCCCCACCCAUUUUAUCUGAUAUCCAUGUUUUUCAACGUGCUGCCAGCUUCCACCACAGUGAGAUGUCCCUUGCUCCCACUACACUAAGCAGGAUUGAAUUUGAUAGAGAUGAGGAUUAUGAGGAAAGUAUAUCGGUGGCUGCUAGUCCUGACAAUUUCGAGGAGAGCAGUUCUCAAGCUCCUGACACCAUUAUUUUCCAUACUUGUAUGUCCAGAACUACAACCUCUUAUAUGUGGGCAGAAGAUGAUACUAUACAUGGUAUCCGGAUCAGUUUUGGGGAAAAUAGGUAA
This is a messenger RNA of Morchella sextelata, 351 nucleotides long. RefSeq lists its product as uncharacterized. The transcript has a single exon. NCBI's taxonomy places the organism in Eukaryota, Fungi, Ascomycota, Pezizomycetes, Pezizales, Morchellaceae. Bases 1 to 351 code for a protein of 116 amino acids. The record is from RefSeq and is a predicted model, not a curated record.